CGGUGCAUCUACCGUAUAAAAAAUGUGACCGGUCAUUCCGUAUCAUUCUCAGUCACCUCUUCUGCCAUAGCAUUACUGAGCAGGUUUUCCACUUGGAAGUUUGGGGGCACUACCAGAAAUGUUCAUAGCACCAUGGAUCUGGGGAACAGUGAUAACAGUCUGUUGCACUUUUUGGUUUCUUUUUGGGAGGAGGAGAAGGAGGCGCCAAGGAGAGCCACCACUUGAAAACGGGUUCCUUCCAUACCUGGGCUGUGCCUUGCAGUUUGGUGCCAACCCCCUCGAAUUCCUCAGGGAAAAACAGAAGAAGCAUGGCCACAUUUUCACUUGUCAAGUAGCAGGGAAAUAUAUUCAUUUCCUCACUGACCCUUUUUCAUACCAUUCACUGAUACGCCAGGGAAAACACUUGGACUGGAAAAAGUUCCAUUUUGCUACUUCUGCCAAGGCUUUUGGGCAUGGUAGCAUUGACCCAGCAGAAGGAAACACCACUGAAAAUUUUCAUCAUACCUUCAUUAGAACCCUUCAAGGUAAUGCCCUCGAUGCCCUCAUCGAAGCAAUGAUGGAAAAUCUACAAUACGUCAUGCUGCAGUCAAGAGCAUCUAAACUUCAGCCUAACACCUGGGUUACAGAAGGACUUUACACAUUCUGUUGCCAGGUGAUGUUUGAAUCUGGCUUUCUAACACUUUUUGGUAAAGAGUUUAACCCAAAUCAUGACAAAAAUCUAUCAAAGCGGGAAACAGAGAGAGCUCGUAUCCUAAAUGCCCUCGAAAACUUCAAGGAAUUCGAUAAGAUCUUCCCAGCCCUUGUGGCAGGGCUGCCUAUCCAUCUAUUCAAGAGUGCCCAUAGUGCCCGUGAGAAGCUGGGAGAGGCUCUGCUCCACAAGAACCUCCUGAAAAGGGACAACCUCUCUGAGCUUGUCAUGCUCCGCAUGUUCCUGAAUGACACUCUGUCAACCUUUGAUGACAUGGAAAAAGCGAAGACCCAUGUGGCAGUGCUCUGGGCCUCUCAAGCUAACACCAUUCCUGCUACUUUUUGGAGCUUGUUCUACCUUCUUAAGAAUCCAGAAGCAAUGAGAGCUGCUACCAAAGAAGUGCAAAGUACUUUGGAAAGUGCUGGAGAGAAGAUAAGCUUAGAUGGCAACUAUAUUUCAUUGAACCGAAAACAGCUGGAUAAUAUGCCAGUGCUAGACAGCAUCAUCAAGGAGGCAAUGAGGUUAUCGAGUGCAUCCAUGACUUUCCGAGUUGCUAAGGAGGAUUUCACUUUGCAUUUAGAGGACAGUUUUUACAACAUUCGCAAGGAUGAUAUUGUAGCUCUUUAUCCUCAACUGUUGCAUUUUGAUCCAGAAAUCUAUGCUGAUCCUUUGACAUUCAAAUACGAUCGUUAUCUCAGUGAGAACAAAGAAGAGAAGACUGACUUCUACCGCAACGGUCGCAAGUUGAAGUAUUAUUAUAUGCCAUUUGGAGCAGGAAUAGCAAAAUGCCCUGGGAGGUUAUUUGCUGUCCAUGAAAUUAAACAAUUUUUGGUUCUAAUAUUUUCAUAUUUUGAGAUAGAUCUCGUUGACAGUAAUGUGCAGUGUCCUUCUUUAGAUCAAUCCCGUGCAGGACUGGGUAUUUUGCAACCAUCCAAUGACAUUGACUUCAGGUACAGACUAAAAUGCCUAUGAAUACAGAUAUUAUUAAAUCUAUAAACUAUGUACAGUAUAAAUACACUAUGUGACCAAUACUUUGUACAUAUAAUAUAUAUAUUUGCAAAUGAAACGUUACAAAUGUCAGUGGAAAAAUCCAUGGGAAGAAGCUACUUCAUCAGCUUAAUAGAAAAUAUAUGAUGCAUGCCACAUAGUAGCAGCAGACAGUGGGUUUAAUGCAUUAUAUCGACAUAAAAGUUACCCCUUUUACCAACCAUUCUAAAAUGCAACUAGUAGUGUUGAACUGUGUUUCUAUAUAGUACUUUUGGGGGUGGGGGGUUUGGCCAGCAAAUAUUUUUCAGUGUCCCAUUUUUCUAAUAUAAUCAGAAAUUUACCAGGUUGUUCUAAAUUGUAUAAAUUCAAAAGAAGUAAAAACUUAUUCUUUUUUUAUAACUGAAAUAUUGGGGAUAGAAAGUUCUCAGAGGUGAAGUAAAAUUUUUAUAGUGUAAAGGCAAUGGAAGGGAAGGGUUUCCUGGUAAAGUACCUUUAUGUUUUUAUGAAGAACUAGAAAAAGAGUUGAAUAAAAUCUACAAAAUUUUUCACGUUCUAGUGAAAUUACAAAACCUGUAUUAUAUUCACUGUAAUAUAUUUCUUUUCGGAAAGUUGUAAAUGUAUUAAAAUAAAUGAUACUAUAUGUACCAAG
Coturnix japonica (Japanese quail) is the source of this 2324-nucleotide messenger RNA. It is a transcript of the gene CYP7A1, whose product is annotated as cytochrome P450 family 7 subfamily A member 1. The record is from RefSeq and is a predicted model, not a curated record. Gene Ontology annotation, biological process: cholesterol homeostasis; bile acid biosynthetic process; cholesterol catabolic process. Gene Ontology annotation, molecular function: heme binding; iron ion binding; cholesterol 7-alpha-monooxygenase activity. Gene Ontology annotation, cellular component: intracellular membrane-bounded organelle. Lineage: Eukaryota; Metazoa; Chordata; Aves; Galliformes; Phasianidae.